CGUCAUGUAGACAUAUUUGUGUUCGUCGAAAGCAUUUUGAUCUUUAUAAAUUUUGUUUAGUUAUGCUCCUAAACUAUUGCCACUGCUCAUGAAUAAUCCGUGACAGAAAACCGGUAUUGCUAUUCGGAGAGUUUCUGCCAGGAAUGUCACCAACGCCCGUAGAAGCCGCCCCCACGGGAGCUGGGCAGUUGGUAUCCAUGGCAACAGCGGCGACUCAACAGCAGGGUGCCGGACGCAUCUCGCUUGCGGUUCUAAUAGACUACAUUGUGCAGAGAACUUACCAUGACCUUACCGUCCUCUCAGAACUGUUACCUAGAAAGUCGGACAUUGAACGGAAAGUGGAGAUAGUUCAACUGGCACAUAAGACAAGGCAGCUGUUCAUUAGGUUGUUAGCACUGGUGAAAUGGGCCAACAGUGCAGCGAAAGUAUACAGAUGUAGUGAUAUCAUGAUGUUCUUGGAUCAGCAGGCGAUGUUGUUUACAGACACGGCGGACAUGUUGGCUCAGAUUGCACGUGAGAAGCUAGUAAAUGCUAGAUUACCAAACUUCAGUCUGCCCCUGGCAGUAGACGUACUAACAACGGGCACGUUUCCACGUCUGCCAGCAUGCAUCAGGGAUCGCAUUGUUCCCCCGGAUCCCAUCACGGAGACGGAGAAGCAGUCGACGUUGCAGUCCCUCGACAACAUCAUCCAGUAUCGGCUCGUCACCUCCAGUCUGCCGCCACAGAUGAGGAAUCUUACCAUCGAAGAUGGCAGGGUGACAUUUCAUGUUGAACACGAGUUUGAGGUGUCGUUAACGUUGAUGGGCGAUGGUCCAGUCGUUCCCUGGAGGCUGCUGGAGAUUGAUAUUCUUGUGCAGAAUAAGGAGACUGGAGACGGGAAGGCGUUGGUUCAUCCACUGCAGAUUCAUUACAUUCAUCAGCUGUUACAGUCGCGCAUGAUAGACAACAGUCAGCCGCUGCACGAUCUCUACAACUGCCUGCAUUCUUUUUGCCAAAGCUUGCAGCUGGAAGUACUCAAUUUCCAGGCGGAUAAACUGAUGCAGGAGCGACUGGGUGCUUCUAUACGCAUUGCCGAGUACACCCCGGGCCGAUGUCUGUCCGUCACAUACUGGAGGAAGGGCUUGAAGAACUACACGGUGAGCGAUUACUCGCUGUCGGUACAGGUCGACGCUCACGACAGCAACAAGCCACUACAGGUCGUACACAAACCCGUAAUCAGGGAUUCAACGCUGGCUGAGCAAGCUGUGAAGUCGGAGCAUUUGUCAAUAGAGAAGCUGCUCAUUCAUACGAUUCAUGUGAGGGCCAAAGGAAAGUUAGAAGACAUAUCCUCGACCAUGGAGAAAUUCACUACUGGCAAGAGUGUGAUCAGUGGCACCCCGGCCGUGCUGUUUGUGCCGCUACUCUCUCCCUGCAUCGCCUCUGAGCAGCUGCAUGUGUCCGUCGACUUCCUCACCGGCAGAGUUCUCACCAGCAUCCCGCUCUGGGAACCUGUUCAUCAGACUGUCAAGGACAUAGAGAAUGCACUCAAUGGCGAGAAAGCAGAUUUAGAGAGGCUGUUAACUGAAGUCAGGUUUGAGCUCAUGCUAAGCCGCAUCGAUCGCACGGUCCAACAUCAGUUUGUCGAGUGCCACACGGAGCUCCCCCUGGUGGGCUGGGAGCAGAGCCCUCUACAGGCGCUGAGCAAACACAGAAUGUACCUCUGCCUGACCAAGUACUCAAACUGCUACGUGGUCGUGGAGUUCAAUGAGAGUGAGGAGGACCGCCGCAUCAUCGUUCCCACCUACUACAUGAUGACGGCGAAGGUGGCGGCCUACGAGGGGGCGCCACCGGACACGCCGACGCCUUACUUGCGAGUCACCAGUCUCAUACAGUUUGACACGUACGCUAUAACGCACGGACCAUUCACGCAAGCGGCGGUUCCGGAGCAGGAAAAGAAGAAUGGGGGUUAUUCGGGAAAGAGAAAGCUGUCUGGCACAGAUUCGGCAUCGAAGAAGCUGAGAGCGGAGAGCUGGUAUCACAUCCCUGAGCUAGCGCACGCGGUUGCCAUGUGCGAGGAGAGAAUUCCGUUCUGGGUGCUCAGUGAAGAGCUGAGCGGGAGAGGAGAGGCACAUCAGGGUAUUGAGGUGGAUCCAUUUGGAACAGGACUAGUUCUGAAGAUGAUCACGAUGCCCGGUGUCACUGUAAACAAGGGAGCGAGGAAUCUACAGAAGAAGCUGAUAAACUGCGCGUUCCGUGUGCAGGGAGGCAAACCCACGCGGCUGUGGGUCGUCGAGUUUGUACUCGUUCGUGGCCCUCUGCUCACGAUCUGCGAGAAAGAGCAGACACCCCGACAGCACAUCUACUUCCAGUACGACUUUGUCGAGAACGAGAAGAUAUCAGAGGUCGUGGAUGCGUUUAUAGAACACUGGAAGCUCAUGGUGCAUCUGUACGUGGCCGUCGUAGACUUUGCUGACUACAUGCUAGACGUGCAAAGUUCCCUGUGCAGCAUCGUGGAGGUUUACUCAUACAACUAUAAGAAACUGGUGUUAAACUACGGACCGAUGUUUUCGAACCAGGUCGUGUUGGAGUGGUCGGUACAGGAGAAGCAGUUCAAGCUGACGUUCUGCAUGGCCAGACACGAGUCGCCAUACACAAACUGUCACAGCAUUGUCAGCGCACAGCUGCAGUGUGAAUUCAACCAGCACAGAUCCAUCCCACAGCUAGUACAGGUACUACAUGAGACGUACUACCCUCUAGUGGCAGUCGCUAAGCUUCCCACGAAUCCGACUCUCGCUGGAAGUACAAACCUCAGCCGGGCCGUGCAGAACUUCAGCGUGAUCGUGCAGUCGAGCACUCACAUCAAGAUAGCGUUCCGCAGCACCUACUGUCUCGACGUUCACUGCCGCAGCGGCGGUCUGGUCGCAGUCAGGGAUGGAGCUUACAGCCUGUUUGACAAGAGCAAGGCUAUAGAAGGCUUCAACCCCACGCAGGGCUUGAAGACGCUGCUGAACAUGUACGUUGAUGACUCGUCGUCGCGCUCGCGCUCCAUGACGGAGGAUGACAACCCGCCUUCGCCGAUGGAGCCGGUCGACUCAUUCCUCGCUCAGCAGCAGCCCGGCGUCGGCUCUCCGGCACAGCGUGGUGACGGUCUGCGCUUCCACCACCCUAUGACGCCACCGUCCAACCCACACACGCCCGCGUCGCCACACACGUCCGUGCUGCACCAGGGCUAUCCAUCUCCUGGGAGCGGAUUCCCGCUGUCGUCCCCACCGACAGUAGCGCCCUCUCCAUCGCUGCAGAUGCCGACGCCGUCGCCAGGGGGGUUGCUGUCGAGCUCUCCCAGCCCCGCCCUCCACGCCCCCUCCCCCGGGCAGGUGUAUGCACCCGUGCCCCACAUGCACUCGCCUGCCUUCAUGCAGCCCUCGGACAAUACGGCCUCGCCGAGCAGGAAGAAAGGGAACGUUCCGGGAGCCGAGUCGGGAUCCCCGUUCCCGAGCAAUCUCCCGAUGCAGUCUCCGGGAACCCGGUGGCCCGCGUCGCCGUCCAUGCCGGGACCGUCGCCCGCGUCCCGGCUUCCAGUGGCGAUGUCGCCUGGAGGUCACCCGGCGCUACACUCUCCCUCUAGCGUGGAGGCGGUGAGGGGAGCUGUCGCAGGGUUAAGAAACUAUGUGCUGACCCGGAACGAGGACAACCUUAUGGCACUGCCUACUACUGAGCCUGGGGUGCUGAUGAUGAAAGUAGAAACCCUGACAUGUAGAGUGGCGCUCCACCCAGCUACCUUACAGAUGCUACAGCUGAAGCUCUCUCCACUGCCAGAAUUGCAGGAUCAGUGGAGUGUGGAGGAGCUCCAAGUCCUGGAGACUGCAUUCGAGUGUAAGGUAGCCUGCACUCCAUACAAGCCCAACGCAAUCCUGGCCUUCAGUCGUCUGCUCGCUGUACCGAUGCGAAUUCUAAAGGACUGCGUCAAGCUCAUGCAUCUAGAACUGAGACCGGACAGAUGUCAUAAGUGGUCGGUGCAGUGGUGUUGGACGAUUCCACCAUCCGCUCCUCACAUCGCUCCCGCUGGCACUGCCGCCAUCAUCACCACCAAGAACAAGAUACUGUUCUAUCUUCACCUGACGCGUGUCGGCAUGGCGCUGCCCGUCAACGUCGAGCCGCAGACGAUCGUCGUGCCGAUCGUCUACGAGACACAGGCGAACCAGACGCUGCUGGCUGACCCGCGCGGCCUGCAGAUGCCGCCCGUCACCGCUAACUCCAUCAUCUCCACAAUGUUGAAACGCUUCGCUGAGUUCCACAACAACCAGAUGGGCGAAUGCAGCAUCUUUCCUGCCGUGCAAGACCUGCUAACGAACCUGGUCAUACCAACGCCUGGAGCUACAGCGGGUCCACCUAAUGCUGGAGGCAUGGGGAUGCCUAUAACAUCCAUGUAAACCCACCACCACUGCCGCCACCUCUAGUACCACCACCACCACUACUGCCGCCGCCCCACCACCACCACUACUGCCGC
This is a messenger RNA of Priapulus caudatus, 4486 nucleotides long. Its product is annotated as mediator of RNA polymerase II transcription subunit 14-like. Gene Ontology annotation, cellular component: mediator complex; core mediator complex. Gene Ontology annotation, molecular function: transcription coregulator activity. The transcript is spliced from 36 exons. The record is from RefSeq and is a predicted model, not a curated record. The coding region runs from base 144 to 4409 and encodes 1421 amino acids. Gene Ontology annotation, biological process: regulation of transcription by RNA polymerase II. NCBI's taxonomy places the organism in Eukaryota, Metazoa, Priapulida, Priapulimorpha, Priapulimorphida, Priapulidae.